CAUGAUACGCUUCAGCGAACGUCCCACACUCCAGUCAAGCUGUCGGCCAUAAUGGCUGUAUUCCGCCCAACACUUACCUCUCGAGUCGAGCGUCUUCUCUCCUGCGCCGAAAAUUAAACCUCGGGACUCUCAUUUGCGAUGCAAUGAAAAAGAGCCCUCUGGACACGGGACGAAGAAAUUAUUCCGCACAACUGACCAUCGAAAUUCGAAUUUUGCGAUUCAAGGAAUUCAGAAGACACGAAACAGAAGGAAAUGACCGUUGUUGAUUAUUGAUUUGACAGAAUUGUCUUCAAGGUACAUUUGCUUUCCUCCCUCGCAUCUUCACUUUUAUUUCUUUUAUUUCCUGUUUGGAAUGACUUACAAUUGUUCUGGAAUUACCUUUCGCUUAAAAUAAUUUCUGCGAACUGGACACGCGUGCGCUCUAGCCCUCAGGUAUCGGAUAAUUCGGAUAUAUAAUUAAAAGUUCUGACAGCAAGCAUAUAUUACUAAUAACUUUCGUAUCCCAACGAAUUAUGAAUGGUGCUCUUAAGUGAAAUUCCAUCUAGAGAUUACCUCACCAUGAACCGCUACGAGAACAGUUGCCUGAGAUGUGGCCAGACUGUGUACCAGGUGGACAAAGUGGGACCUUUGAAGGAUUUUACCUUUUUUCAUCAGGGCUGCUUCAAGUGUUUGGUCUGUGGCACCAAACUCACCCUUCGAACCUACUACAACAACCAACAAGACCAGGAUGACAAAGAGGUUUAUUGUCAAAGCCACAUGCCGAAAACGGGACCGGGUCACUUGGAUGGUAUGUCUGUAGGCAUCAAAGCCGCCUUGAGUGUCCCGAAAACGAAUCACCUCGUGAACGAUCAAAUACGAGGCUUCGGCAAAGGAACGUUCGACGCCGAUGCCUUAGGCAUUAAGAGUGCACUUUCUUCACCCCGGACACACGAACCGGAUAUUAGGAACCGGGAUCACAUGGCCGGACGAUUUGAUGCUAGUGCCCUCCACAUUACUCACGCGCUCAAUGCUACCAAAGUGCAAAGGGGAUACCAGUAUGAAAGGAGGAUAGAUGAUUAUUUGGAUAAAGAGACGCAGACAAAGCUGGAGAUGCGACAUCGGGCUGAAGAAGACGCCCUCUACCGACAGUUUGCGAAAAAACGUCAAGAAGAAGAGGUUCACAUCACCGAGCAGAUACAGGAAGAAUGGGAAAAAGAAUUAGAAAAGCUGACGUCUCGCUUCAACUACGAGAUUAAGAUGAAAAAACGUCGCAUUUCCACGGAUGAGGAAAAAGCUUUAACUUUCAGGCAUCAAAAGGAAAAAGAAGAUCUGGAGAAGAACAUGACUAUCAAAUUAGAUAGGAAGAAGGAAUCUCUGACCAGAAAACUUCUAGAACAGGAGAGAGCUGCCACUGCUGAUUUGGUAGAGAAACAUUCUAAGGAGAUGUUGAAUCUUAUCAACGAGAAAAGAACAGAAUUUGUACUUAGUCAGAGUUUGAAUGACAGAGAAGGAUACUUAAGCGAAGAACUGGUGCCUUACCCCACACAUCCUCCUCCUCCAAGUCCACCCCUCAUAUCGAAAAUUGAAAUCUACAGCGACCCAAGUGUCUUCAUGGAACUCGACCAAGUCGCCAUAAAUGUGGCACAAAAUGAUCAACAAACGUUUACUGAUUUGGUGAGACAACUGAUCGGAAGCUGCAUAACAGAUGUAGAAAAAGCAAGAGCCAUUUUCCGCUGGAUCACGGUGAAGAAUUUAAACACCAUGACAUUCGAUGAUAAUGUGAAUGCAGACACUCCUAUGGGAAUCCUACGUGGAAUAAAGCACGGAACUGAGAGUUACCAUGUCCUCUUCAAGAGAUUGUGCAGUUAUGCUGGUCUGCAUUGCGUAGUCAUCAAAGGCUAUUCCAAGAGUGCGGGUUACCAGCCAGGUGUGAAAUUUGAAGACAGUCGUUUCAGAAAUUCUUGGAAUGCGGUGUAUGUUGCAGGCGCAUGGCGAUUCGUCCAGUGCAACUGGGGCGCUAGGCAUUUAGUCAACGCGAAAGAAGUGCCAAAACCUGGCAGCAGAGGCAAAUCGGAUAGUCUUCGGUACGAAUAUGAUGACCAUUAUUUCUUGACAGAUCCUAAAGAAUUUAUUUACGAGUUCUUCCCAUUGCAGCCAGAAUGGCAACUACUGAAAGUGCCCAUUUCACUAGCAGAAUUCGAAGAAUUACCAUUCGUCCGAUCUCUUUUCUUCAGAUAUGGCCUUUACUUUCCUGACGAAGAAACAAAAGCUGUGCUCAAUACAGACAACACUGGAGCGGCUACUGUUCGCAUUUCAAUGCCAUCCCGCAUGUCCUCCAGCUUGAUCUUCCAUUAUAAUCUCAAAUUCUAUGAUACAGACGUAGACACCUACGAAGCUGUCAGUCUGAAACGAUUUGUCAUGCAAUCUGUAGUCGGAAACGUCGUGGCUUUCAGAGUCCAUGCACCCUGUAGUGGUUCCUUGCUUCUGGAUAUCUUUGCGAAUGCUGUUACUCCGAGGGAAUAUCUCACCGGCGAGCCCAUGAAAUUCAAAAGCGUUUGUAAGUUCAAAAUUGUGUGUGAGGAUCUGCAAACGGUGAUGGUGCCUCUACCCGACUGUGCAAGUGGGGAAUGGGGACCCAUGAAAGCAACGCGAUUAUUUGGCCUCAUACCGAUUACCCACGAGGAUGCCCUCAUCUUUGCCCCCAGAGAAUUGGAGAUCCAGUUCAGAAUGUCUAGACCUUUGACUGACUUUAUGGCAACUCUGCAUAAAAAUGGUGUUGAAGAGAAAAGACUGUCCAAGAAUGUGACACAAUCUGUCGAAGGAGAUUUAGUUACUUUUUACUUAAAUUUUACCGAAGAUGGGCAAUAUGGAAUGGAUAUAUAUACAAGGGAAAUGAAUGGUGAUAUAGACAAUGGAGAUAAGCAUCUCCUUACACAUUGUUGUAAAUAUUUGAUCAAUGUGUAUUCUAAUAAAUCAUACUAAAAAUUUCAAUGGAUUUUCUUCUCAAGUUGGAAUUUUGGAGCAUUUGUGUCUGCACUGCUUUUGCUGAGCUAAUGUUUUAACUGAUUAGCAUUAAUCAAAGCUCAUUCUGUAUCAGAUCAUCACGCACUAGGAGAUAUUUUCAUUUGAAAAAGCAAUCGUAAAUCGUUUUAUCAUUCCACAGGGGAAAAAUGCUUGCCUUCGGGCAACUUUUCAUGUUUGAAAAGUCGAAUGAUUUGUAGGAAAGGAAAAUAGCAAAGGCUAUGAAUUAAUUACCAGGGCUGUUCGGAAAGUAAGUUCCGAACGUUCAGUUUACUGUGUGAAACGUAGACAGAUGUGAGGAAAGAUGCAUAUUUAAUAACGAUUUACAAACUUACACGUCUUUUCGAUGUAGUCACUCAGCACAUUAAGGCAUUUAUCUUAUCGAGAGACUAGGUUUUGUAUGCCAUCAUCACAGAAGGGGGCCACACAUGAAUUUUGCCAGGAUAUUACGGCAUCUUUCACUUCUGGAUGGUCAUUAAAACGUUGGCCACUCAAGAAUUACUUCAAGUGCAAGAACAACACCCAUCUUCUAAUCAUUCCGUCAUUCUUAGCUGUAUCGCCGUACACCUCACAGACUUACCUAUACAUUUCGCAUAUUCCUUGCUUUCAAAAAGCGAAUUACGGGACGAAUUUGAAUUUUCACAUUUGGUAGGACCUUCUAGAGUCUUAAACAUCUUUAGAGGAAGAUUUACACGUUUCAAUAUUUCCACUACCGUCUUAACAGCAUUAUGGCCCCUGGGUAAAAUAGUGUGCUGGUGUUCCUCCGUCAACUCAGAAAAAUGAAAUAAUAUGGGGCCCAUGGGCAAGUGCCCAGUGGGCACAUGUAUUAAGACUGCCCUGAGUGUUUUAGGAUAUGAAAUUUUCUGUUACGACGCAUUCUUAGGCCUUGAAGCCGUGAUACCGCAUAGGCAGAUUUGCGUCAUAUGGCAGAAAUUAUUAAAUUACUGAACUUACUUUCCGAAUAACCCUCGUACUAUUAACUUUGAGAUAUUGUGCAAAUGCUAUAUUUUAAAGUUUGAUGUCUGCAAUCAGUGGAACUGUUUUCGCAGUGUCAGACGAAUUCUUUGCUGUUUGUGUAAAUACGACAGAGAAAUGUGGAGUACUCUGUAGUCCAAAGGAAGUUUUAUCUGAAUGAGUCACCGCCACAUAUAAAUGGAGAAACUAAUCGCCAUUUUACACCAAGAGCAGUUUCUUCCAUUAAUGCUAGAAGAAUAUCACCUCAGGAGAAAACAAUUUACAAUAAGUAAUUUUAAUAUUUUGUUCUGCAUACAGUUGGACUAAGAAAGAUGCAGUUUAAUGCAGCUUUGGACUAUUUUCUGUUUUUUUAAGUCUGCUAAUAAAUAAAAAAUCUAUAUCAAGCAUGCAGAUUCAGAAAAGGGGGGAUUUAAAAACUAAAAUAAAUUGUUUUAAAUCAGAACCGUUACAUUACAAAACAAAAACUUAUAUUCAAAUUAUAUAAAUAGCAGAUGACAAACAUACUAUAGAAUUUCAAUAUUUUUCAGAAUUAUUACACCAUUUUAAGUGAUUUGAGCUGAAUUAUUUAAAACUAAUGUGAAAAGUAUUUAUUUUAGCUAUGUAACAUCGAAGUUGGAAACAUUGUUUUAUUGAGAUUAUAUCUAAUAUUAUAGUCAUAUUUCAAUGCUUAUAGAUUAGUAAAACAAAUUUCCAAUAGUGAUCGUUAAUUAGGCAUGAUAUUUCAAUGGGAUGGAAUGAAAUAUUAAGAACAUUUUAAUCAACUAAUCGCUUGCACUUCCGCAUAAGUAGUUAUCAUAAAAAGAGAAAAAAUAUAUGACUUUUAAUGAGUCCAUUUAGUACAAUUUUCAUGAAAAUAUUUAAUAUUUCUAAUUUAACAUCUCGUGAUUUAAGUGCAUUUUAAUAUAAAUCAAUCGGUUUAAAAAGCAGAAAAAACCUUAAGAGCUUUGUUUAUUGCUUUUAAAUGGCUUAAUUUCUUAAUCAGUAACAUACAAAUUAAAUUUGAAAGAGGCUUUACUUUUAAUGGCAACAGGCUGGGCAUGGAAGAUAAAAGUAUUUUAUCUCCAGAAAUAACAACACAGCUUUUAAAUUGCUUUUAAACAGCAAAAUUUGUUGAUUAAAGUUGAUAGACUUUAUAUUUUGCCUAAUGGCAACAGUCCAGCGCUGAGAUAAAAAUGUUCUUUUUCGAAGAGUGUCGCCAGUGCUCGCUUUUAGUUUAUUAAUUAAAAAUUAAUUAAAUUUGCACAAAUAUGAAAUUAAUUGAAAACUAAUUCGAAAUUCAAAAUUCUCUCUUCAAGGCUUGGGUGGAGGUCUUCCUGUAUUUAGAAUACAAUAGCCUUAAUGCCUUCAUUUUUCUAAUACAGUGCGAGGAACAUAACAUGCAUACAGGUUCUUCAUUAUUUAAUAAAACAGACAUAUAUUUAUUGCUACCUUUUAUCAAUAAAAUAAAAUUUGUCAGUCAUCUCAAAUUGUUUGCUUUAUUCUGAAAAUUAUGAAUGUUAGAAAAUUAAACAAAUUUGAUAAAGAUUAGUGAAAAUGUAGACAAGUUCGAGUAUUAAAUAUUUUAAAAUCUUAUUUUAUUCUUCCCUCCCUCGGUUCUCCCCCCCCUUUACACUACAGAAAAAUCUAAAUUACUGUAUUUUCAUCAAAAAAGUACUGAAGCAAUAUAUUUUCUGAAUUUUUAUUUAUUCAUAUCUUUAUUAUUAAGAAAUUUUCAAUCAAAUUUCAAUGGUGUAGAUAAAAUGACCGAAUAACAGUGCAGAUUAGGCUGGACGAACAUUUUAAGAUCGGAGAGGAACUAUUUGGACAGUUUUUCAUAAUAAUCUGUAUAUGUGAUGAUUAUUUUCUGGAAAGACAGAUGAUCAUUUAUUUUACAUAUAUUAUAUAAUUGUUCAUUAAAUUCAUCCAUUAUUCACUGUUUCUAUUCACGAAGAAAUUUUUUUUUUCUUAGAUUAUAUUCUUAAAAUAUUUAUUCAUUUCAUUAUUUGAGAAAUACAAAUAUUGAUCAUGUGUUUUAGCUGCAGAAAAUAAUGUAAGUCAUAAUUUACUGCUUGUAAUUUGCUAAAGUUUCAUUAGGUUAAUCCGUUAUUCUGAAAAAUAUUAAAGUUAAAAACUAAAGAUAACAAUUUUUAUGUUUAGGAAUAAAAAUAUUCAUAUAUUUCUCUAUUUUUUCCCUCAUCCAAUAAUUAGGUCCAGUUGUUAUUUGUAUUGUGUUAUUAAAACAUUUAAUUUUUAAUACACAAAAUGUAUAUUUUAUUGUACUUUCUUGUGACUUAUACAUAUGCUUACAUGAAUGUAAUGUCCAAAAUUUCUAAGGUUUGGGGACCAAUUUACUAAUGUAUUGUGUAUUAAAAAAUAUCUAUAAUAAAAGUUUCCCAUUCUUA
This is a messenger RNA of Stegodyphus dumicola, 6356 nucleotides long. RefSeq names its product peptidase hillarin (gene Hil). The record is from RefSeq and is a predicted model, not a curated record. Lineage: Eukaryota; Metazoa; Arthropoda; Arachnida; Araneae; Eresidae.